Molecule: messenger RNA, 2812 nt
Organism: Frankliniella occidentalis (western flower thrips)
Lineage: Eukaryota; Metazoa; Arthropoda; Insecta; Thysanoptera; Thripidae
Exons: 3
Coding region: 594-2132 (512 amino acids)
Molecular function (GO): nucleic acid binding; RNA-DNA hybrid ribonuclease activity
Source: RefSeq, a predicted model, not a curated record
GUGAGGGGAGGUGCGGUGGGUGGCUCCUCUGCGGUCUUCCCUCAGUGCACUGCUUGUUUUGCCACCGAAACUCGCGUGCAGAAACCGAGAUGCGGAAAUCGAAUAACUACUGUAUUGCUCCUUUAUGCUACUCAUUCACUCACUCAGAAGGGGCUACCUGCAUUCGUGAUAGAAAAUAUCAGAUCUUCACUAAUGAGAAGAAAAUUGAAAGCAACAUAUGGAGGAAUAUUAACAGAUUUUAGAUACACGAGCAAGGGUCUGAACCAGGGUGAUAUUUGGUCCCCAUUAUUGUACAUUCUGUUUACAUCAGACCUUAGGGAAGUUGUUACAGAGGAAGAAGUGUUUAUGCUACAGUAUGCAGAUGACAUCAGCCUAACAGUUCGCCACUCAUCUCUAAGGGAAGCUAUCUACAAACUCCAAGAUGCAGCAAGGAACCUGGAGGAAAAGAUAUCACAAAAUGGAGCUACAUUAGAGCCAACAAAAUCUCAAAUGGUGAUUUUUACUAGAAAAACCAAAAUUCCUGAGCCUCAGCACAUAUUACUAAGGGGAGGGGAAGUCCCCAUAAAAAAGAAGCAAAAUUCCUAGGAAUAACAAUGGAUCCAGCGCUAAAUUGGAAAACUCAUGUAGCUAACACCCAAGCAAAGUGCAGAAAUCGUUUAAAAUUUAUACGCUCACUGACAGGACAUUGGUGGGGAGCCCACCCAAUGACACUGAAACGCACCUACACCUCCUUAAUUCGACCAAUGUUGGACUAUGGAAUAGAGAUCUACGACCCUCAUUCCCAAGAGAUGUGGGCGAAACUUGAGAGCAUACAAAUGGAAGCAGCAAGAAUUAUAACAGGAGCAAUGAAGUCCACUCCGAGACAUGCUCUACUGGCAGAAACAGGAGAAAUGCCCAUUCAACUUCGACAGCGCUAUCAUAUCCAGAAAAUCCUCCUGAAAUGGCAGAGUAUCUCCACAAACCGUAUAAUCCCAUUAAUAGAAGAAGGAAAUAAUAUUAGAACUCAAACCAAAUACAGACAUCCAUUGUUCAGAGGCCUCCAAGAUAUAUUAGUCCCUAAAGAUGAAAUUUUUUCUUCUGAAAUCCCCCUCUGCUAUUAUGUAGAUUAUGAUGCAAGGGACCUCACCAUCAGGCUAUCAGCGGAUUUUCCUCCUGAAAACACCAUAACAGCAGAAGAAUUAGAGCCGAUUGAAAUUUAUAACAAACUACGUCAAGAUCAUUGGAAAAACUUUUAUGUGCUGGCUACUGAUGGCUCACGUCAAGCAAAUGAAACUCCUUCGGUGGGCUCUGCUAUGGUAGAUGUAAACAGAAGUCCGGAAAAGGCCAUCAUAAAUAAACUCCAUAGUUUAGCUUCAGUGUACGACGCAGAAAUUAGGGCGCUACAGCUUGCAGUAAAUUAUCUACCUGAAAUAGAAAACCAGAGAAAGAUAUUAAUCCUUACAGAUAGUAAAAGCUUAGUAGCAGCCCUACAUAGAAGAGAUAUCUCACCAUAUGAACCUCCUGAACUCACCAAGUUAAGAGAAAGCAUCAGCAACAUACCAAAUCAUAAAGAUAUCUGGAUAGCCUGGGUCCCUGCACAUAAAGGCAUCCUGCCCAAUGAGCACGCCGAUGUGGCUGCAAAAUUAGCAGCUACAAUGGGACUUCCUCAUAAAAUGCAGCAGAGAUACCAAAACUUCCUUCCUGAGGUCAGGACGCACUUCUACAAUGAAUGGCAACAGCUCAGAUGUACUGCAGCAAACCACCCAAUAAAACCGGUGGGAAGAUUCAAUCUUUCAUUAGACCGAGAACUUACGUCCCGUACAUGGAUUAGCCUCGCAGAUGAGUGUCCUCGUAUUUUUCUGUCACCCCUUAUGAGGGUUAGAAUGGGCCAUACUCAUGCGCCAGCAUCCCUUCAUAGAUUUGGGAUAAUAGACUGCCCUUUGUGCGACCGGUGCGGAGAAGAGGCUACAACAGAACAUCUCAUCAACUCUUGUCAAUUCAUCGACCGCCUCCAUUUUUUCGAACAUCUACAAGAAAAUGCAGUACCAGAGCCUCACACUUUUCCAUCACUUCUCAAUACUCGCCGCCAUAUCAAGAUUGUCAUCACCGCCUUUGCCUUACUCUUCGAACACAACCCGCACCUAAAAUUAUGACAUCAUAGUGGAACAUUAGAACAUCGCCUGGCCCACUGCUCACAGCAAGAAGCCAAAAAAGAAGACCCCCCCCCCCCCUACUCAUUCACGGGCUGGGUCGCCCGAUUUGCGCGCACUUUCUUCCAGGGCUGUGGAGGCUCCGUGCCGGCGGAAUUUUUUGGCCCUUGCACGCUGCUAUUCCUUCCCUUUGCCAUACGCGCGUCGGAAGGGCGUACCACCCGAGCUUCGAUCCUAGUUGGUCAUGUCUCUCACAGCUAUCUAUCUACUUUGGCUCAAAUGGAACUCUUCGUGAUCUUCUGCCACCACAGGAGUUUCAGCUCUGCAGCCAACAUCAUGAAGGGUAACAUUUGAGCCAAGAGACUCCGAGCUGCCAUAGAUGGAACUGCCGCAUCCAUAGUUUCCUGGGUCGAAAAAUUGCCAAUUAAUGAAAUGAUUAAGUUCAAAAUAUUUAAGAAAAUUGAGCACGCAGAUGAGAUGAGGCUAGAUGCAUUUGACCUGCUUGAAAUAUAUAGCGUGAAGCUGGCGCGUCUCAACGCCACAGAGGCAGAGUUAAGCGACCGGGAGCAGCAAGUCGCAGCCCGUGAAGAGAGCGUGAGAGGACGAGAGGCGGCAGUAGCAAACCCCAGCAAAAUGUUAAUUGAAGGUCAUCAAUAUUAAUAAUAACAUGCAUUUCUCCUAAG